UCAGUCUCUCGCUUAUUGUGUGAGCGAGUCGGUUCGCUAUAUUUUCCCAACUUAGUUGUAUCAACUUGGGGUUCAGGAAUUAUAUCCUGUGCUAAAUCCGACUAGAAGGUCGACAACGAGACCACUUGUCGGUCGGUUGUGUAGCAGUGUCAAAUAUUGAGCCGGGUUUCUGGUGUUAUUCCUUUGUAAAUACUGUUAUUUGUAUAUACUGUAAAUGAUGACGUCCAUGGGCGGGAACCGAGCCCGUGGCAGCUGGGAGCAGACACAGGGCCAGACACAGAGUCAGACACAGCACAAGCAGAGGCCUCAGGCUACCGCAGAGCAGAUCCGACUUGCGCAGAUGAUUUCAGACCACAAUGAUGCAGACUUUGAAGAGAAGGUCAAACAGCUGAUUGACAUCACAGGCAAGGACCAGGAUGAGUCUAUGAUCGCACUGCACGAUUGCAACGGGGAUGUCAACAGAGCCAUUAAUGUGUUGCUGGAGGGUAACCCAGACACUGACUCUUGGGAAAUGGUGGGGAAGAAGAAAGGGGUGUCAGGCCAGAAGGAGACUAGCCAGGCAGAAACCGGAGAGGAAGGAAAAGAGAACAGGGAGAAAGGAGAGAGAGAUGUAGCACGUCGUCGAGGUGGAGUUCCACGUAAGGGCCGUGGAGCCAGCAGGGGACGAGAGUUUCGUGGUCAGGAGAAUGGCUUGGAUGGAGCCAAGGCUGGAAUAGCUGGAAGAGGUGCAGAGCGAGGCCGAAGGGGAAGAGGAAGAGGAAGAGGGACUGUCGGAGUGUCUGGACGGCGAGGAGGCAGAUUUUCGGCGCAAGGCAUGGGCCAGAUUGAUAAGGGGCCCAGAUAUGAUAUUGCAGGAGGUGAGAGAACAUUCAACCCUGCUGACUAUGCGGAGCCAGCCCAGGCAGAAGAAAACUAUGGAGGGUGCAGCACCUGGAACAACACAGGAAACUCAGACCUUGAGGAGGGAGCUAGGUUGGAAUACGCUGCAGGAGAGGGAACAAAUUAUCCGCCCAAGUUUGACUCUGCUCCUGGUGCCUGGAGGACUGCCACAGAGGAGUGGGGCACUGAGGACUGGAAUGAGGAUCUUUCAGAGACCAAGAUAUUCACAGCUUCCAGUGUAGCUUCCGUGCCUCUGCCUCAAGAGAAUGUUACCAUCACCAAAGGCCAGAGGAUUGACCUUGCGGUGCUUCUAGGGAAGACUCCUCCAUCCUCCUCUUCAGAGACAGAAACUCCCCCCAUGGAGGCCACUCAGCCCCCCUCCUUGCCCCAGUCACUGGUUUUCAGCAACUCUAAGCAAGGGGUGCCACUCUCCCAAACAUCCACCAGCACCCCUUACACCCAGCACAGCAUGGUCAGCAUGCUGAGCAAGGGUUUCGGGGAUGUGGGGGACCCUAAAGGUGCGAGCACAGGGACCACUGGCUCUCAAUUCCUGGAGCAGUAUAAAACAGCCCAGGCACUGGCCCAGCUGGCAGCCCAGCACUCCCAAACUGGACCUCCCAACACAACCCCUUCAUCCUGGGACACCAGUGCCACCUCACUGGGACAAUACGAUAUGAAGACUCAGCCGGAGUCUGCGGUCCAUACGCCCUUUACGAAGCGGCAGCCCUACCAGGCGGCCACCUCAACCUCGUCCAUGUUGGAUGUUUUCCUGCAGGACAAAGGCCUACCUUCCUCAUCUUCAUCUUCUUCCUUACCCCAACAAACAUCUUCACCCCAUGUGGGGCCCCCGCCUGCUUCCUCCCUUCCCAAAAUGGCAGCAGUCCCUUCUCUAGGUCAGCAAGUCUCCCCAAGUUCCUCAGAUGCCCAGGGUUCCAGUCCACUGCCUUUGCAGCAACACAAACUCAAACAGCAGAAGAAGAGGACCUCUAUCACAACAAAGAUUCCUGCAAUGGCGGUAGAGAUGCCUGGCUCAACAGACAUCUCAGGCCUUAAUCUUCAGUUUGGAGCACUGCAGUUUGGGUCAGAGCCAGUUAUACCAGAGUAUGAGUCCAACCCCGCUACCACAACACCAGCCAACCAGGUCCAGAAAAGUCUCUACACUAGCCCCAGCAGUGAGUCAACUCCAGCUCUCUCCAACUCCAGCCAGAUGGACCUGUAUGAUCAGAGAGCAUCUCAGACUCGGCGCUACCCUCACUCAGUCUCCUCCUCCCCUCAUAAGGAUAUGCAGCCCAAGAAUGGCUUCAGUUCAAUACAAGCAACACAAUCUGUGGAAGCUGCAGCAGGCUCUGCAGUAUCUGUCAAGCCGGUCUCUGAUUCGGUCACGCCUGUCUCCAGCAUGGGCACUUUGACUGACAGCGGCUCUGCCUCCUUGAUGUCUACAUCCAAUCAAACAUCCCUCAGCGGUCUGGGCCACAGUGAAGACUUGCCUCCAAGCACCAUCCCCCCUCCUCAGCACAACAACUCUCACCCAUCACAACAGAACAGCCUUGCUCCAUCUGCAGUCCGGACAUCCAACUCAGGCUUACUGUCUCUACAGCACCCCAGCGUAGACGGUGACUCAAGCCUGCACUCCUCCUCCUUCCCUUCCUCUGUCUCAGCCGUGCCGUCUUCGUCAGUCCCCUCCUCUUCCUCGAUGGCUGCUUCCCAGGUGUCCCUAGGGGCCCCUCAGGUCUCCUCUGGGGGCUCUGCCACAGUUUCAGCUCCCUCCGGCCUCGGCCCCGCUAGCAGUCUGGCCAUGGGUGUCAACACUGCCUCCAUGGGUGUCCCAGCUGCAGUUGCCGCUUCAGUGUCCUCGGCAGCCUUGGCCAUACCUUCCUCAUCCUCACGCAGCUCUGCAACAUCCUCAGGGAAAGCACCUCCAAACCUGCCACCUGGAGUGCCCCCUCUACUGCCCAACCCAUACAUCAUGGCCCCUGGACUACUGCAUGCCUACCCUCCUCAGGUGUACGGCUAUGAUGACCUACAGAUGUUGCAGACAAGAAUACCGCUGGAUUAUUACAGCAUCCCCUUUGCAACUCCCACAACGGCACUGACUGGCAGAGAGGGCAGCCUGACUAGCAACCCUUAUUCUGGUGACUUAUCAAAGUUUGGUCGAGGUGAUGCUUCAUCCCCAUCUCCAGCCACCACAUUAGCUCAGACACAACAGAACCAGACCCAGACGCAUCACACCACACAGCAGCCCUUCCUCAACCCUGCGCUGCCACCUGGCUACAGCUACACAAGCCUCCCAUACUACACUGGCAUGCCAGGCCUACCCAAUACCUUCCAGUACGGACCUGCUGUGUUUCCGGUGGCUCCUACCUCGUCAAAGCAGCACGGUGUGAAUGUCGGCGUCAAUGCAUCAGCCACACCCUUCCAGCAGGCUAGUGGCUAUGGUUCCCAUGGAUACAGCACUGGCUAUGAGGAUGUGGGCCAGGCUUCAGGGAGUGGGGAUUUCUGUAAGGGCGGAUACGGCACUGCCGUGGCCGCUGCCGCUUCUGCACAAAACAAGCCAGCCAGCUCUGUCACCGGGCCUGGAGUCGGAGUCUCUGUGACAUCAAGCAACACGGGGGUACCAGAUAUUUCGGGGUCUGUUUACACAAAAACGCAGUCAUUUGAGAAGCAGGGUUUCCAUGCUGGCACGCCAACUGCUUCGUUCAGCCUGCCCUCAGCUCUGGGGAGCGGGGGACCCAUCAACCCCCCGGCUGCCGCUGGCUACGCACCGGCCCCCUUCAUGCACAUCCUGGCACCACACCAACAACCACACUCUCAGAUUCUGCACCACCACCUGCAGCAGGAUGGACAGAGCGGCACUGGACAGCGCAGCCAGAAUGCCUCCAUUCAGCAGAAGUCUCAGAUCAACAAGUCGGCAUACAACAGCUACAACUGGGGGGCAAACUAACAUCCGCUGUCGCGGCCCCCACGCUGUUGACAGAAGCUAGAAGGGGGCUCAUCACUCCUACUGCUAACAGUCUCCACAUAUAAACUCCCUCUUCCUCCUGCAGAGAUUCCCUCUCCAGUCUCUUGGCCCAGCACUCCUGCAGCCCUGACUGUGGUCAGGGAAGGUGCUGUGCCUAGAGAACGAGCACUGUAAUGAUGCAUGGGUGGGAGGGACGGGGGGCUUAGAAGACAGGGGAGAUCGGAGCUAAAUGGUUAUAGAAAUACACCUUCAAGAGGUGAAAUAUUGAGUGUUGGGAAUUUGUAUUGUGUUAAUCCCCAGCCCCACCCCUUUUUUCUUUGACUUGUAUGUAACAUAGAACUGUUUUCUAAAAGAAUUACCGUUUCCUCUAUGGUCUUUUUUUUUUUGUCUUCCCCCUCCCCCCUUUUUUCUUGCAGAUGGGGAGGAAUGAAGUAAUAUCUGAAGGUGGGGGGACAGGCUGGUUUUGUAUUUCUCACCCUCAACUCCCCAUGUAUUAAUUUUGGUGGUUCCCUCCCACACAAAAGACCCAAACACAAUUAGCUUAAUUGCUGUUAAAUGUUUUUUUUUUUUUUUUUUUUUAGGUUUGAAAAAACAAUUCUCUAAAUUGGUAGAGUUGUGAAGUUUAUUUUUUACCAAAUAUAGAUAUAUUAUAUAUAAAGACAUUUAAGCGAGCUCACUGGCUUGGACUGUGAGGACAGUGUGUUUGUCAUGUGACUGCGUGCAUGUUUGUACACACGGGGCCGUGGUUGUGUACUGUGCUGUUUUUUGCCUAGCACAGAAUUUUUCAUUAUCUAACACUUGUACAGUAACUGUUCCCAUUAAUUAUAAAUGUGUUGCAUAAAGGCCCCACCUGUUCUGCAAGAGAUGUUGAAUGAUUUCCAAGGCCAAUACACACCCAAUCUGCCUUCCAGUGUGUUUUAUUGUUUGUUUUUUAGGCCCCCCCGCCACCUCCCUGCUCCACCACCUGUCCCCCAUUGUAAGGAAACCUGCAGCAUUGAAUACUGAUGGACAGAAUUGUACUAUGGGUUUUUUGUCAGUGAUUUCUUUUUUCUUUUUGUACUGUGCGUUUUAAAAAUUUAAAUGGAUAAACUUGUCUUGUACAUAUAAAAAACACAAGUACUGUAGUCCCUG
Perca fluviatilis (European perch) is the source of this 4969-nucleotide messenger RNA. It is a transcript of the gene ubap2l, whose product is annotated as ubiquitin associated protein 2-like. Lineage: Eukaryota; Metazoa; Chordata; Actinopteri; Perciformes; Percidae. The record is from RefSeq and is a predicted model, not a curated record. Gene Ontology annotation, cellular component: cytoplasm; nucleus. Gene Ontology annotation, molecular function: protein binding. The transcript has 30 exons. The coding region runs from base 215 to 3820 and encodes 1201 amino acids.